Sceloporus undulatus (fence lizard) is the source of this 697-nucleotide messenger RNA. It is a transcript of the gene TMEM218, whose product is annotated as transmembrane protein 218. The coding region runs from base 119 to 469 and encodes 116 amino acids. The record is from RefSeq and is a predicted model, not a curated record. NCBI's taxonomy places the organism in Eukaryota, Metazoa, Chordata, Lepidosauria, Squamata, Phrynosomatidae. The transcript has 4 exons.
UGAGUGGCGCUGAAUAGAAGCCUCGCUGUGAUUGGAUAAAACUCUUCAGGCGUUCUAGCGGGAUUCCUUCCAAGAGGGAAAUGGGGUUCCAGUCUCUUGGAGUCCAGGUGGAGAAAGGAUGCCUGGCACAGUGUUUGGCGUUGGGCCAGGAGUCUUCAUUUUAGCACUGCUCUGGGUACUGACCUUGCUGCUCUGCGUGGUGUUAUCCAGAGCUUCUGGACUCGCUAGGUUUUCGGUAAUUCUGGUUUUCUUUGCGGCUGUGAUAAUCACAUUGGUCCUGAUAUUUUUCCCUCGCGCAAGUGAGUUGCCAGCACCACCUACAGAAAUUAAGAUUGUGGACACUUUCUUCAUUGGCCGUUUUGUCCUACUCACCAUCGUGAUUGUGGUUUUCGUGGGAUGCCUGUUCUUGCUUUUGAUCCAUCACAUCCUGCAACCUGUGUAUGCCAAACCAAUGAGAGCCAGUUCAUAAGGUGGCAGAAAGUCUGACAAUCACUUUGUGAUGCUCUGGCCUUGAAAUGAGACUUUUUUUUUUGUAGAGAAGAGUGCUAUUGAUUUAUUCAAAAUAUAUUGCUAUUAUUGUGUUUUUUAAUUACAAAAAAUAGUUGUGCUGAUGGUGUUUGUUAUAUGAUAUCUUGAGUUUUGCAGGAUGUACAAAGUGGCAAAAUCAGUUUAAUAAAGAUAGUAACAUGAAUUCUAA